AUGUCCGUUCAACUUGCCCUCGGCCUACCUGUCGAAAUCUUCUCGCAGAUCUUGCAGUCUGGGGAUGCCAAGACGAUCUACCGCAGCAGGCUAGUGUCGCAGGUGUGGAGGAGAACAAUCGACGAGGACGAGGCGAUCUGGCGAAGCGUAGCCCUGCAGUGGAAGAUCAUUCCCGCACUCGAUGCGCAGCUCCCCUCGGCUGAGCUUGAUAAGACGCCCUUGGAUGCGCGUGCGCAGGUGGCAUCGGAUAGCACGCUGAGCGGAACUGCCUACUUUGACGAGCUCACAUCGCGCAAAGACCUCUGCGACAGAUAUGUGCGUCUUUGUGCAGAUUGGUCGCUAUCGGAGCAUCAUCUUCGCGACUCCUUUGUCUCGGGACGUAUGAUCAUCUACGGACCCAUGGGGACUGGUCAAGCAUGGCAAUCCAGAACAGAUCUGAUCACAACGAGUAGAUCUGGCACCUUGUUCAUGGCGACAGGUCGGCAUGACGAUACGUUCUACUGGGUGCGAGAAGUAUCGAUCAAGAUUGCGAUGGAGAAUGGCAUCACGACGAAAGGACUAGAUUAUCCACCGCAAGCCCAUGUUUCCCGCCAUCGCGUUGAUACAAGAGGAGGUGUGCACGCAAGACUUUACGGGAGCACGUGGUGCGAGAUAUUCGUACGGGAAGAUGACGGCACGUGCUUGGACUUUUGGCAGAGAACGGAGCAGGGGCUCGUCAAGAGCGGAAGCGUCAAAGUUUGUGAGGAUUACCUAAAGGGCUGGAAGCUUGCGGUCCACUAUCCAUACUGCAUUGCAAUUCCACGGAUCACCGUAUCAGCCAGAAUUCAACGACGAGAUGUGUUCAAGAUUGACAUGCGAACGCAUGAAAACGUCGCAAGCUUACUUGACGGAUCUAUCUCGGAAUGGGCCCGCGUACAGAGUGUGGACUUCGAUACAGAAGCAAAGAUUCUUGUGAUUACCUAUGGAGAUCGGGUCGUCGUCUAUUCUACCGAAGACUGGUCUGUACUUUCAACCGAUGUGUGUCAUCCCCUUUCGCUUUCCAUCACCAAGCGUCCGGCGCAAUCCGGGUCAGGUGGAGUUGACCUGCACGCGUCGCAAGUCUCGGUCGGAACUAUCCACUUGCCUUCCGUUCUAGCGAAGGGCUUGGCGCUGCCACAAAGUAGCUGUACUUCUCUCGAAGUGGAAUGGCAGAAGGCCCAAGAUUUGACGGCAGAGCAAGGCAGCUCCUUCGGAGAGUGAGUAUUGAUCACAAGUACCCUCACAUGCUCAUCGUUGACCCAGAGCGAUUCCAACAGGUCACUGGAAAAUUUGAUCAAGUGCCCAUUGGUGAGUCCGGCUAGUAUGCGUGCCGCAGGGAUAACUCUGAAAGGUCUUUUGUGUUGCAACCCAAGGAAAGCAAAUCUGAACAUCUAUACCACAGCUCAGCACCGGAAGUCAGGACAGUCCACCUGGAUCGGCAUACGGAUACUCUCAUCUCAGUUCUUUGGUGGGGCGUCACCCUCGUGAGACCGUACUCUGCGAUCCACGGAGACCAUUCGACUCUGAAUGUGGCAUUCUUGCGGUGCUCUGCCGGAGCAACUCCGAUCUAUUUGGACACGGUCAAGUCGAGCUUCGGGGAAGGAAAGUUCGUGCAAGUCAUGAGACAUUUGCCGUUCAGUGAGGGACGGGAGACGCAGCACACUUUCGUCAUCGACCUCAACGAUCGCCGCUUGGAUACAGCAUGGCAGCCAACGAAGCACGUAUUUGAAAAUGUCAAGGCUGUCCACGUUGCCAGAGAGUCGUUUCGACAUUACGACAAUGACUACAGUGCUAGCGAUGGUGAUCAGUACUCGGAAUAUGUCACCGACGACCUUGUCGAUGUUCAUAUCGACGCAACGACUGUCUACUUGCUUCGAUGCGUCUCUGGAUUGACCUACUACGACUUUGGAGGCCGGAUCAACGUGCCAAAGCAGGCAGCUGAAGGCGGACCUGCAAGGCACAUCAUUGGAGAAGAUCAGCGCACGCGCGUGUACUAG
Messenger RNA from Ceraceosorus bombacis, 2015 nucleotides. NCBI's taxonomy places the organism in Eukaryota, Fungi, Basidiomycota, Exobasidiomycetes, Ceraceosorales, Ceraceosoraceae. The record is from the annotation of a GenBank genome assembly.